GCGCUGUGUCCCUUGCACAGAUCACAUGGAGAAAGUCCUGUGAGUUUGCGGUGACGGUGUUUCGGCCAAAAACUAUCAACCAUCAAAAUACUACUGCUGCAAUUUAUCUUCUGCCGAUUCGUGACCGUGGAAGAUUUGCAAAGGGAAAUGAGGAUGUAGGUAGAGAGAAUCUUCAUCUAGAAACAGAGGCAGAGUUCCAGUGGCAACCGAAGCAUUCACACCGCAGAGCCGUUGAGACACAAUGAUGGAUAAUCGUUUUGCUACUGCCCUGGUCAUCGCCUGCGUGCUCAGCCUCAUCUCCACCAUCUAUUUGGCUGCUUCCAUCGGCACCGACUUUUGGUUUGAGUACCGUAAUCCGGCCCCUCCUGAAAAUAACAGUGAAAGUAAGGCCACUUGGGACGAACUCUUUGGCGAAAAUGCGGACGAAAACUCUUACACAGAAGCCCUCUUUCGAUGGAAUGGCACCAUUGGACUGUGGCGGAGGUGUAUCACGAUGUCGGAGAACUCCUAUUGGUAUAACUCACCAGGUGAGAUGGUCACCAAGUGCGUCAGCUUUUCCCUUUCAGACCAGUUCAUGGAAAAAUAUAAGGAUCCUGGGAAUCAUAAUAGCGGCAGUGACUUGAAUAGAACCUAUCUUUGGCGCUUGCAGUUCCUCCUGCCCUUUGUCAGCCUAGGACUCAUGUGUUUUGGAGCACUUAUUGGGAUUUGUGCUUGCGCAUGCCGCAGCCUCUACCCAGCCAUUGCCACAGGGGUCCUCCACUUCCUCGCAGGUCUGUGUACGCUGGGUUCGGUCGGCUGCUACGUGGCUGGAAUAGAGCUGCUCCACAAGAAGUUACCCCCACCUCCUGUGCAAGGCCAGUUUGGCUGGUCCUUCUGCCUGGCCUGCGUCUCUGCACCUCUGCAAUUUAUGGCAGCUGCCCUUUUUAUCUGGGCCGCACGAACCAACAGGAAGGAAUUCACGCUCUUGAAAGCAUACCGUGUAGCAUAAUGAGAUUUCGGUGUCUUUGUAAAUCUUUGUUUCUCCAUUGUAAAACUUUCUCUUUCAACCCUUCUUGCUCUUUCUUUUUUGUAUUCUCGAAGGCUUUCACGGUCAGAAUCCAAUGGCUGUUGUAGGU
This is a messenger RNA of Pogona vitticeps (central bearded dragon), 1115 nucleotides long. NCBI's taxonomy places the organism in Eukaryota, Metazoa, Chordata, Lepidosauria, Squamata, Agamidae. The record is from RefSeq and is a predicted model, not a curated record.